Messenger RNA from Anopheles merus, 945 nucleotides. RefSeq names its product ribosomal RNA processing protein 36 homolog. Gene Ontology annotation, cellular component: nucleolus; 90S preribosome. The transcript is spliced from 2 exons. NCBI's taxonomy places the organism in Eukaryota, Metazoa, Arthropoda, Insecta, Diptera, Culicidae. Gene Ontology annotation, biological process: maturation of SSU-rRNA from tricistronic rRNA transcript (SSU-rRNA, 5.8S rRNA, LSU-rRNA). The coding region runs from base 88 to 945 and encodes 285 amino acids. The record is from RefSeq and is a predicted model, not a curated record.
CAAUGUUUACAGCACGUUUUGCGUCACCGCGAAAAUAAAACAACGUUUUUUCCCCAGAACCAUCGGUUCCAAUCUACCUAAAAAGCUAUGAACUCGCAGGCUAACGACUCCGACAGUGAAUAUUCGGUCGAAAAUGAGGGUUUGGAAUCUUCCGCGGAAGAAGACAAAGGCAGCGACUCAAAUGACACCGACGAGGAGGAUGCUGAUGACGAUGACGAGGAUGAGGAUGUGCCAAAACUUGCGGACGAUGAGUAUAAAACGAUGCCGUUCGAAGAUUUGCUCAAGCUGCAGAAGAAGCUUGGCGCACGGAUGUACAACGAGGCCAUAUUCGGCACAUCGAAGGAUAAGAAACCAAACGCAUUGAAACCUAAACCCAGCAAAAAGGCUAAACAAAAGUCCGCAUCGGAAAACGAGUCGAGCAGCGAUUCGGACAGCGGCCCGGAGGAGAUGACUUCCAAGCGGAAGGUUCCCGCGCUGGGAAUGGGAAAGAAGGACAAGAAGGCUUCCCUCGCCCAGCCCAGGGAUCCGCGGUUCGAUCCACGGCAGGGGUACUUUAGCGGCCGCCAGUUUCGCAACAACUACAGCUUCCUAAACGACCUCCGGCAGAAAGAGCUGAAGAAGCUGAACAACAAACUAGAGGCCGCAACCGAUCCGGAAGAAGCCAGCAAGAUCAAGUUUCUCAUACAGCGAACGGAAAACCAGGUGCGCGAGUACGCGAAGCAUAAGGCACUCGAUGCUGACCGAAUGCGCGAAAAGCAGCAGACCCGGACCGCGAUACAGGAAGGCAAGCGACCGUUCUUCGAGCGCAAGAGCACCAAACAGGCGCGCGCACUGGUCGAGCAGUACGAUAAGCUUAAAGACCACGGAGCGCUGGACAAGCACAUCGACAAAAGGCGAAAGAAAAUCUCUGCUAAAGAUCGGAAAAAGCUCGACUUUGCUACGUAG